AAAACAUUUGCCUUUCUCUUUUGAUCGCAUAUUUUAAUACUCUUGUGAAAUAAACAGUCGAGAUCGGAGAAAGUCAUUGAACAGACAUUUAACAAUGGAUAUUGGGUUGUCGUUUGCAAAAUAUGUUCUAUUCCUUUUCAACUUGUUGUUUGCCUUGCUUGGCAUAGCACUGGUUAUGAUUGGAAUUGGUGUUAGAAUAAAUCUCGUAGAAUAUCAGGAUUUCAUUGAAGACGUUUUGACAUCCCACCCGAUUUUUUUGAUCGUUGUUGGCUGCGUUAUGUUCUUCAUCGCAUAUAUGGGCUGUUGUGGUGCUAUCAAAGAACAAACUGGCAUGCUAUGCUGUUACUCGUUCAUGAUGAUAAUACUCGUUGGAUUGGAAGUCGGACUCAUUUGUGCCGCUUAUUCGAAAAGAGAUCAAUUGAAGGGCAUUGUCGAUGAACGACUUAAUUACACACUCCAUCAUGCUGAUAAAGAUCAAUCGUACUUUGCAUCUUGGAAUAUGUUGCAAACUAAGUUGAAAUGCUGUGGAAUUAACGGUCCAAAUGAUUGGAAUCAUGUUCUACCCAAUGACAACCUGCCCGGAUCAUGCUGCCAAAGAGCCGCUGACGAUAAAACAUGCAGAAUAACCGAAGCCAUACAGACUGGAUGUAAAUCGGCCUUCAUGGGAUUUUUGAAUAGCCACACUUUUACGCUAGUUUGUUAUGCAAUUGGAGCUGUUCUGAUUCAGCUUCUGGCCAUCAUAUUCCCUUGUUGCUUGUUUUCAGCAGUACGAAGAGAUGAGCGACUACCUAGAAGAUGGAACCGACAUUAAAUUCUAUAGUUCUAUGAGUAAUACACUCUAUGGCUGGAAGAGAGGAUAAGAAACUAAACAAAUUACAUUCGAAUUCAAUCGUAUCUUUUUGGAUCUAGUCAAAAUGACUGAUUGAAAAUUGUGUGUUAGAAAACUAAGUGCCAAAUUUUAACAAAAAAAAUUCCGAAUCUUCCGUUUUGAAUCUUGAAUCCAGUGUCGAUCCUUUAGCUUCACGAUUACACACAACUCGAAUUGUUUCAUAUUUACAUGAUCCACAACGGAAUAAUAUAUCUUCACCAGACGAAUAAAAUUAGUUUCAGAUAAUUCAAGAAGAACAAUCGAACCCGACCAACCUCGAUGCAGUAGUGGUCUCGAGGCAGCUGUUUUAUAUACUUUGACCCAUGUAAAAAUGAAUUAAAUAACAUCUGAUUAUGUUUUAUUUAAAAAAAAAAAACGGAAAAGUGAAUGGUUAAUUAAUCAAAAGCAAAUCAAAAACAUUCUGUAGGUUCAAUUUAAUAAUGUCAUCCUUAAGGAACGAGUCAUUUUUGGUACAGAAUAAAAUUUCAAUUAUGAAAAAAA
This is a messenger RNA of Sitodiplosis mosellana (orange wheat blossom midge), 1369 nucleotides long. Its product is annotated as 23 kDa integral membrane protein-like. The record is from RefSeq and is a predicted model, not a curated record. The coding region runs from base 95 to 811 and encodes 238 amino acids. The transcript has 7 exons. Lineage: Eukaryota; Metazoa; Arthropoda; Insecta; Diptera; Cecidomyiidae. Gene Ontology annotation, cellular component: membrane.